Molecule: messenger RNA, 1279 nt
Organism: Ilex paraguariensis (yerba mate)
Lineage: Eukaryota; Viridiplantae; Streptophyta; Magnoliopsida; Aquifoliales; Aquifoliaceae
Source: the annotation of a GenBank genome assembly
GGUACAUAGGAAAAAAAAAAAACAAAGCUUAUCGCUUUCCCUUUACAUACCUCUCUCUCUCGCGCGCGCGCAUGGCUUCCGCCACCAAGGAGAUAGCCACUGACCUUACCCCUGCCCUCCGAGUCUACAAAGACGGCACGGUAGAACGACUCUUUGGCUCACCCCACGUCCCACCAUCUCCAGAAGACCAAACCACCGGUGUCUCCUCCAAAGACGUCACCAUCUCACCACUCAUCUCCGCCAGACUCUACCUCCCCAAAACCACCACCACCCAAAAGCUCCCGAUCUUAGUCUACUUCCACGGCGGAGCCUUCUGCGUCGAAUCCGCCUUCUCUUUCUUGGACCACCGAUACAUGAACCUAAUUGCAUCUGAAUCGCAAGCUCUUGUAGUUUCAGUCGAGUACAGGCUCGCUCCAGAGCACCCUUUGCCUGCGGCUUAUGAAGAUUGCUGGGAUGCUACUCAGUGGGUCGCUUCACACGCCGUUGACGGAAAUGAUGAUGGUGGCGAUAAAGAACUCUGGUUGAUCAACCAUGGCGAUUUUGAGAGGGUUUUCAUUGGUGGGGACAGUGCUGGAGGUAAUAUUGUACAUAACAUCGCCAUGCGUGCUGGUAUUGAGAGAUUUCAUGGCGAUUUGAAGAUCUUGGGAGCUUUUCUUUCUUGCCCUUACUUCUGGGGAUCCAAGCCUUUGGGAUCGGAGCCAAGUGAAAGCCGUGAACAGAUGUUGACUUACAGGAUGUGGAUGUUUGUUUAUCCUUCGGCGCCUGGUGGCAUCGACAACCCGAUGAUCAAUCCAUUUGCCGAUGAUGCGCCAAGCUUGUCGGGGCUUGGAUGCUCAAAGGUGUUGGUGUGUGUUGCAGAGAAGGAUACUCUAAGGGACAGAGGUGUACAUUAUGUUGAGGCUGUGAAGGAAGAAAGUGGGUGGAAAGGUGAAGUGGAGCUUGUUGAGGUUGAAGGAGAGGACCAUUGUUUUCACAUCUUUACUCCCGACACUGAGAAUGCAAAGAAUCUCAUAAAGCGCUUAGCUUCUUUUAUUGCACAGUGACUUUGUUCCUUUUUUUACAACCAGCGUUUAUGUUUUCGUCGAUUAUACUCUUAAACUUGAAUAUUGGUCACUAUGAUCCGGUUGAUUUUCAAACAUGUUCUUCUUAUGAAUAAAGAAAACUGACUCUUAGGAGUAUGAGAAAUAAAUUUGUUCAUGUUGUGUAAGUUUCAAAGCUAUCCAUGUAUGGGACAUGCAAUUUUUAGUUAGAGUUAUGUUCAAUCGAAAGCAUCAUAUAG